GGAACUUUUUUGAAAGUUUUCCUCUUUUUCUCAUUAGUUUACUUGAGUAUUCUAUUGACAGUGUGCACAGCACAAACUCAAAACUCUACUAUAAUCAAGAUGGAGAAAUACCUCAUGAUUUUCGAUCCAAAAGGGUCCAAGGAAGCGUCAAUUGAUGAUGCUGGUAACCCAGUAUACCAAAUCUGGAAGAUCCAUGAUAAAUGGAAUAGAGAAGAUGGAUUAUCAUCACUUUAUGAAGUCCAAUUUUGGGAAGAAAUCAAAGAGCGUUUAGAAGCAACAUUUUCUCCUGCCGAAUCGAGACCUCCUAUUUCCGAAACUCAACUUUCGACCUCAUUCUAUCCUAUGGGAAACGAUACGGAAGAUCAGUCUGCGGAAGAACAAGUGGUGGGGUUUGAAUAUGAUCUUGAUGGUUCGGAAUAUGACGAUGAAUAUAAGGAGAUACUCAACAAGUUCGAUAGGGUUACAUUCCAAGCUACAAUUGACUCGAUACAUAAAAAAUCUGGAGAAGAACUUGAAGCCAUGACAGAACAAGCCAUAGCCAAAUUAAGACAGGAGGAGAAUUCUCCAAUGGCUGAUGCUAAUGAUGGAGAACAUGUCGAAAAUCCUGGAAUGAUACUUGAUGCUUAUUCCAACAGACUUGUCGAAGCACAUUCAAUAGGUCUAAAAGAAUUGGUUGAUGCCGCUUUGGAUUUGAAAGGUUUACCUUGUGAUAAAUGGGUCAAUAAAAGAAGGGAAGAUGGAAAUCUUGAUGUCAUGAAACUUGAGCUUCUCUUCAUGUCAUCGUGUAUUCAUCCUGAUGUAUUGAAACAUCUCGUUCGAGGGGAUUUACCCAAAGCUUACUCGGAUCCCUCCAUUACAUCUAUGAGAGUACAUAUGAUAUCUAUGAUGGAAGGAAAUAAAAGAGAAAAGAGGAUUUUUAUCUACAUUCAUUAUUUGGUCAAUGCAAUUGGAGUAUCCCCUUCACCCUCACAAUUGGAAAAUGUUUUGAAGACAGCUGACAUUUACAUUAGGGGAUUUGGUAAGCCUAAUGAUCAAGCAUCAUAUCGAAUUUCCAAAAAGAUUGAUGAAAUGAUUGGUAAUCACAAAGCCGAACCAGAUGGAAAGAGAAGAUACAUCAAGGGUGAUACUCAGUAUAAAGUUAUAAAUGAGUGGAUUUCUCUGGUUCGUGGGAGAAUUGAAUUUGAUAAACUCAACAAUCGUUGGAAUGAACCAUUAACUCGGCCCAUUUCCGAAGUCGGAUUUGCGUCAAGUCUUCAACGUUUAGAUCAACAUAGAAAGCAUGUUAGUUCCAACUAUAUUAUGAAUUUGAUUGAGGCCAUCUUUGCGUUGGAAGGUGGCGUUUAUAGGAAUCGUCAAUACAUUGUUUUUAAUUGUAUUGAACCAUGCCAUGGAACAUUUGGGGAAAUUUUAUGUUCAAGAUAUGCUCAAGCUUAUUCAACACAUGGUGGAGGAUUCUCUCAUUUCGUUGCUGGUGUAAGUGUUGCUAAUUCUUAUAAGCAUGAAGAACAAAAUUGGUCCUUGGCUAAAGAAGAUUUAUUGAAGACAAAUUGGUUCAAACCAAUUAUUAAAGAGGAGACGAUGAAACUACGAGAAGAAAUCAGUAUGAUCAGUAGACUCUAUACUUCAGCUCAAGAUCAGGAUGAAGAAUUGGAAGAGAUGAUUGAAACGAUGGAAAGUUUGGAUUGUUUGAAAGAGGAAUUGUCGGUUAGUGACGAGAGAUUAGAGGAAAUGGCGGAUGAGUACACUAAUCUUAUGGAUCCUAUGUUGGAGUUUUUAGCUUUGGUUGAAUCUGGUGAUUUAGAUGACUGGGUAGUCUAAUAAAUAAAACAAAUAUCAUAAUCACGUUGUAAAGCACA
Molecule: messenger RNA, 1856 nt
Organism: Botrytis cinerea B05.10
Lineage: Eukaryota; Fungi; Ascomycota; Leotiomycetes; Helotiales; Sclerotiniaceae
Exons: 2
Coding region: 100-1818 (572 amino acids)
Source: RefSeq, a predicted model, not a curated record